GGAGGUUCGCGCUUUGCACUAAACGCACCGAAAAGGCUCUCUUAGAACCAUUUUCACUAGAUAGGUCUUUGGAGAACCAUACAACUGAGGAUUGUAUUGAACCAAUGGCACUGGGCUCCCCCACCUCCCCGAAGCCUGGCCCUGGGGCUCAGUUCCUGCCUGGGUUUCUGAUGGGGGACCUGCCAGCCCCCACCACCCCCCAGCCCAGGACCAUCAGCCUGACCGGAGGAGGUGCUGAGAUGAGAUCUCCUCUUUUGGCAGGUGGUUCUCCUCCUCAGCCUGUGGUUCCCACACCCAAGGACAAGAGCGGCGCUCCUCCAGUCAGGAGCAUCUAUGAUGACCUGUCCAGUCCAGUGGUCGGAAUGUCUCCUCUGGCAUCACGAAAACAGCCUUUUUCAGUGCUGCAGACUCCGCUGGCUGGUGUGACAGGAACCCCAGGCACAGCUGCCACUCUGUUCAGCCCUGCGGGUUUGGGUCAGCAGAGGAAGAGCACCCUCUCACCUGCACAGGUAGAUCCUUUCUUCACUCAGGGAGACGCUCUGUCCUCAGAAGAUCAGCUUGACGAGACCUGGGUCACAGUGUUUGGGUUCCCUCCAGCAUCAGCCUCCUACAUCCUCCUGCAGUUUGCACAGUACGGAAACAUUCUCAAGCAUGUAAUGUCUAACGCAGGAAACUGGAUGCACAUUCAGUAUCAGUCUAAACUGCAGGCGAGGAAGGCCCUCAGUAAAGAUGGGAAAAUCUUUGGAGAGGCUAUUAUGAUUGGUGUUAAACCUUGUAUUGAUAAGAGUGUCAUGGAGGGCUCAGAGAAAUGCAGCAGCAGCAGUGGGGUCUUCACUCCUCCGGUCAGGGCUAACAACACCCCUGUUCAGUCUGUGUCCACUCCUCGGUCAGCCAUGAGGCCACUCAGUGCUGCUUACAAAGCUUCCAGCAGCGAAUACCAGGUGGUGUCAGACAGAGAUACUCCAAGAAAAGAUGACAGUUUUGUGUCCAAAGCGAUGGAGUACAUGUUCGGCUGGUGAUGUCCUGCUGUGAACAGUCUCUGAAGCCCACAUGCUGCUGUGAACCAGACGUUAACCAGGUAUUCCUGAGCACUUUAAUGAUGGAGCCUGCUGAAAUGAGUGGAUUGGGCUGCGCACUACAGUAGACUUUCAUAUGGACUGCAUUUCUCUGGAGUGUAUCGUUUGAAUUGAUCUUGUCAGAACGGUCUCAAUACCAAAACUCUACAGUGGAAUAUUCAUAUCAAUGACUAGAAAGUUGUGUGGGAGUGUGGCAGAUCUGUGAGUUUGAGAAUCGUUUUCCUUCAAGAAAAUGAAUAUUUAACAACAAUUGUGUGGGUUUAACUGUGCUGGUGGUCAAUGAGUGGAAAUCUCUGCCUUCCUAAUAUUACAGCCUUAUAGGAAUAUUCCAGCUUUUUUUCACCUGAUCUCUGUCUGCUGUACUCAUCAGUCGAUCAGCACAGACAGUUUCUACAGGUUUUCUACAGAACAGAACCUGUUUACUCAAUCACUAGUAAUAUAAGCCAGUGAAAAGUUCUGUGAACGUUCAAACAAAGUUUUAUCGAAAUUCACAACAAUAGAGCAACAGUGGUGGUGGUGGUGGGGGGCAGUUAUUCUGGCGACUUUAACUUUCCCUAAGGUUUUCUGGGAUCAGUGGCAAUCAGGUAGAGCCUUUGAACUCACACCGCUUCACUGCUAAUCAAAAGUUCUUCCCUCUGGAAAAGUAGUCCCAUCCCUUAAACGAAUAAAAUAAACAGAUUUACAGCUUAAUUUACAAACGCAUUUAACUGAAGAGCUGAAGUAAUAGUAAAAUGUAACUCUGCAGCGGCCCAUUGUCUUUCAAAUCAGCAGAUUUUAAAACAGUGAAGUUUAAAAACGCUGGAUUUUUCCUUUAAACUCAGCCGUCGUUCGAGGUGCUUAAGGUCUCUAAUAGAAAUAUAUUAGAGCAUUCUGCUUUGCACUUGGCUGUUUGAUACUGAUGGUUUUAAUAAGACAAUAAGCCAACUUUUUAAAAACGUCUGCUCAAAAAUGCAUCUGCAUUCUGAAACACUUUAUUUUAAAGUAAUCGUCCUGUUUGGUGAAACUGGUCAAACCUCUAGUGGCCUCCUUCAUUUCUUUCUCCUUUUCACAUUUUGUAUCUGCUCUCUUCUGUAUUUCUUAUGAAAUUGUGUAAAUAAAUAUUUCUUUGUCUAACAA
Pygocentrus nattereri (red-bellied piranha) is the source of this 2192-nucleotide messenger RNA. It is a transcript of the gene nup35, whose product is annotated as nucleoporin 35. The record is from RefSeq and is a predicted model, not a curated record. Gene Ontology annotation, biological process: NLS-bearing protein import into nucleus; regulation of DNA-templated transcription; nuclear pore organization. Gene Ontology annotation, molecular function: structural constituent of nuclear pore; single-stranded DNA binding; phospholipid binding. Gene Ontology annotation, cellular component: nuclear pore nuclear basket; nuclear pore central transport channel; nuclear membrane. Bases 105 to 1019 code for a protein of 304 amino acids. Lineage: Eukaryota; Metazoa; Chordata; Actinopteri; Characiformes; Serrasalmidae. The transcript is spliced from 9 exons.